UGUAAUAAACCCUCCUAUUCUUCUUCAUGUCAAAAUAUCAACACAAACUAUCUAGCAGGACAUUUAUGGCAAAACACUUUAGUUAACAUUCAGCUGCACAGCUAAUCAAGUGGGGAGAGAGAGAGCCUGGAACCAAAAGGGUCCGAAAGCUCUAGCCUUCUGUGUUCCAACCGAGUGAGGUGCAGUCACCAUGGGUCCCGGGUCCCUAUUCCGGAGUGAGGAGAUGUGCCUGACCCAGCUGUUCCUGCAGGUGGAGGCUGGGUACAGCUGCAUUGCAGAGUUGGGAGAGCUAGGACUGGUGCAGUUUAGAGAUCUAAAUGCCAGCACUAAUAACUUCCAAAGGAGAUUUGUGAAUGAGGUCCGCCGGUGCGAGGGGAUGGAGAGAAUUCUUCGAUUUCUGGAGAGUGAGAUGGUUAAUGACAAAAUUGAGAUGCGGGUCCCUGAAAAACCACCACAGACCCCACUGCCACGAGAAAUGAUUGACUUGGAGACUGUCCUGGAGAAGCUGGAGGGGGAACUACAAGAGGUGAACAGGAAUCAGCAGACACUUAAACAGAACUUCCUGGAACUCACAGAACUCAAACAUCUCCUGAAAAAGACCCAGGAUUUCUUUGAGGCAGAAGGAAACCUUCCUGAUGAUUUCUUUACUGAAGACACCAGCAGUCUGCUGGAGCUUAGGACAGUCCCCUCUGCUGCUGCAGCUGGAAAACUGGGAUUCACAGCUGGAGUUAUUGGCAGAGAACGCAUGUCAGCAUUUGAGAGGUUGCUGUGGAGAGUUUGUCGGGGGAAUAUUUAUCUGAAAUACAGCGAACUGGAGACAACACUGGAGGAUCCUGUAACACGGGAAGAGGUGAAGAAGAACGUAUUUGUGGUAUUUUACCAGGGGGACCAGCUUAAACAGAAAAUCAAGAAAAUUUGUGAUGGUUUUAAAGCCACUGUCUAUCCCUGUCCUGAGUCUGCCAGUGAACGGAGGGAGAUGGCAGUCGAUGUGAACACAAGGAUUGAAGACCUGAAUACAGUGAUCACCCAAACUGACUCUCACCAUCAGCGUGUUCUGCUAGAAGCAGCUCACAUCAUUUGCAACUGGAACAUUAAGGUCAAGAAGAUGAAAGCUGUGUACCAUGUGCUGAACUUGUGUAACAUUGAUGUCACCCAGCAGUGCAUCAUUGCUGAGAUCUGGUGCCCUGUAAAUGACAAAGAGCGCAUCCAACGCGCGCUUCACCGAGGCAUGGAGCGUAGUGGUUCCACCAUUGCUCCUAUUUUAACUAACAUUACUACGUCUUUGGAUCCUCCAACCUUCAAUCGUACCAACAAGUUCACAUCAGGAUUCCAAAAUAUUGUUGAUGCUUACGGGGUUGGAAAUUAUAGAGAGAUGAACCCAACCCCCUACACCAUCAUUACAUUCCCCUUUCUCUUUGCUGUGAUGUUCGGGGACUUUGGUCAUGGUGCGGUCAUGCUGGGAUUUGCCCUCUGGAUGGUCAUGAAUGAAAAGAAUUUAAUGUCUUCAAAGGGCAGCAAUGAGAUCUGGGAUACAUUUUUUGGAGGACGAUACUUGAUUCUUCUCAUGGGUAUUUUCUCCAUAUACACCGGCCUUAUCUACAAUGAUUGCUUCUCCAAAUCCCUCUCCAUAUUUGGCUCUUCUUGGAGUGUUCGACCAAUGUUUACAAGUGGCAAAUGGGAUGACCAUCUGUUACAUUCAGUCGCCCAGUUGCAACUGGAUCCUGCAGUUAAAGGGGUGUUCUCAGGAAACCCUUAUCCUUUUGGCAUUGACCCUAUCUGGAACAUUGCAAAAAACAAGUUAACCUUCCUCAACUCCUACAAGAUGAAGAUGUCUGUGGUCAUGGGGAUCACUCAGAUGAUCUUUGGUGUUGUUCUUGGACUUUUUAACCACGUGAACUUCAAGAGAACAAUGAAUAUCCUUCUGCAGUUCAUCCCAGAGAUGAUAUUUAUCCUUUGCCUCUUUGGCUACCUGGUCUUUAUGGUUAUCUUUAAGUGGUGCACCUAUAACGUGUACAACUCCCAGGCUGCUCCCAGUAUCCUCAUCCACUUCAUCAAUAUGUUCCUCUUCAAUUACAAUGAUCCAACUAAUGCUCCUCUCUAUGAACAUCAGAAAGAGGUACAGAGCUUCCUGGUCAUCUUUGCCCUUAUUGCAGUGCCCUGGAUGCUUCUAAUUAAGCCUUUUAUCUUACGUGCCAACCACAAUAAAGCACAACGUAUGCUGCAGGCAUCACCAACGCAUGAGGAAGAAGCUGAAGAAAUUGAUGUUGAGAAUGGGCAGAGCAAUCACUCCAAGACUAAAAAAGAGGAGGCUGCUCAAGGAGAUCACGGUGGACAUGGAGGAGGGCACGGAGAUCAUGGUGGAGAGUUUGAUUUUGGAGACAUCUUUGUCCACCAAGCCAUUCACACCAUAGAGUACUGUCUCGGCUGUAUAUCCAACACCGCUUCCUACCUGCGUCUCUGGGCUCUGAGUUUGGCGCAUGCACAGUUGUCCGAGGUGCUUUGGAGCAUGGUCAUGCACUAUGGCCUGAAUAGUGCAGGAUGGGGAGGGCUCGUUGGCGUCUUCAUUAUCUUUGCUGCUUUUGCUGUCCUUACGAUAGCCAUCCUGCUGGUCAUGGAGGGGCUCUCUGCCUUCCUGCACGCUCUUAGGCUUCAUUGGGUGGAAUUCCAGAACAAGUUCUACUCAGGCACUGGCUAUCUUUUCAGUCCAUUCUCCUUCCAGGGAAUCUUGGAUGGAACAAGUGAUGAUUAAAUUGGAAUGCUGACCCAAAAAUAACUCAUCUAUUUAUUAAUUCCAAUUCCAGAUGGAAUUGUUCUAAAUUACUUUCUCUAUUUCAAAUAAGCACACACCUUCUGCAGAAGAUCCUCACUACAUGGGAUUUAUACCCUUCUAGAAUUUGUACUGAAAAAUCCCAGAAUGCUAAUGUUAAAAAGCAAGAAAAUUUGGAAAAAAAAUUGGCUGCAGAACUAUUUAAUGUACAAAAAGAACAAUUAGAAUAACAGUUGUUUAAAAAAUAAAGUGUAAUUUGUUUUUCUACUUGCAUCCUAGACUUUAUAUUAAAAAAACAUUGUCUUCUAUGUGUGCUUAUUUUGCUUUGAAAGUAAUAAUUCUAAUGUAUUUGAUUGUAGCAAAAAAUAUAUUUAUUUUUUCUCCCGGU
Molecule: messenger RNA, 3155 nt
Organism: Bombina bombina (fire-bellied toad)
Lineage: Eukaryota; Metazoa; Chordata; Amphibia; Anura; Bombinatoridae
Gene: ATP6V0A4
Product: ATPase H+ transporting V0 subunit a4
Exons: 21
Coding region: 191-2749 (852 amino acids)
Biological process (GO): proton transmembrane transport; vacuolar acidification
Cellular component (GO): plasma membrane; vacuolar proton-transporting V-type ATPase complex; vacuolar proton-transporting V-type ATPase, V0 domain
Molecular function (GO): proton-transporting ATPase activity, rotational mechanism; ATPase binding
Source: RefSeq, a predicted model, not a curated record